Molecule: messenger RNA, 7444 nt
Organism: Coregonus sp. 'balchen'
Lineage: Eukaryota; Metazoa; Chordata; Actinopteri; Salmoniformes; Salmonidae
Source: the annotation of a GenBank genome assembly
UCCAUACAACCUCAGGCAGCCAGGAGGACGUCCAGACACAAGGACAGCAGCCAUGAAGUACACCACAGGUAAGAGUCUGUUUUUCUACAUCUAGACACAACAAAGACAAGAGGAUAUAAUGUUUAAUGUAUACGUUUUGGCACAAUGCCUUUCUCAAGACCAGUCUCCAUUGUUUUCUAUGGCAAGACACAGACAUGCUUCUCUGCUUCACUAGGCUGGUCUUGCUUUAGAAAUCGAACGAGUACACAAUAUGAGAUUUGUAUAUUUAAAUAGCAUUUUACAUUACAAUAGCCUUUAGGUAUAUUCUGACAUGCGUUCUCUCUGUGAGUCAGUGUGAGUGUGUUCUAAAGUGUGUUUAAUCAUUGGUGAUAAAAGGUAGCCUUCUGUGCUAUGUGACAGUGCUGGGAAUGAAUGUCUCUACCUCUACGAGGUAACAAGUUUCAUUCCAAAAUGAGAAUGAAGACUGGAUUGUACAUUUUAGCGUUUUUUGGAUGAAUAAUGAAUUGUAAACUGCUACCCCCUCAGCAUACAUGAAUAUGCUAGCCUACAUUGACUGCUGUAUCCAAAAUAAACAUGUUGAUAGUCAACAUACAACAUGGGCAGUCCUUGCUAUGUCUAUCUAUAAUAGAGAAUGAAAAAAGACAGCAUUCCUUUAAUAAAGGCCCUGUGAUAAAAGCUGCUUGGUCCCUCCACAGCUAGAAUAAUGACAGUCAGCAGAUAGCUGGGAACAUGACACUGCAGAUAUCACCACUAACAACCUGAUAGCCUGCACAGACCUCUCCUUGCCAAGAGGUUGAAUGUGGGUAUGUGUUGUCUGUGUGUGUGUGUGUGUGUGUGUGUGCAACAGUCGAGCAGGAAGGGAAGGGAUGAAUUCUGUUUACAAAUGAGAAAUGCUUGUAUAAGGACUGGCAUGCUGGGGCGUGUGAGUGUGAGUAUCCUCCUCAUCCUAAUAUUAGUCAUUAGGAUAUUUAUGAUGAAAGAUGAAGGUUAACCUUAGAAUGACGUUACAGUAAUAAGUAAUGAAUGACUUGACUGUGCCUAUCAAAUGCUAUAUUGACACGGUCACAUGUUUUUCUCUCAGUACGAUUCAUUCAUCAAAGUAAUCUGUAAGGAUAUUUACUGUACAGCUAAACAUAGAAAAAUAGAAGGGCUGGAUGCUGGAGAGACAUGAAAUCUUUGAGCUAAUGAUCACCUCUGACUGUGUCCAGUGAUGCUCAUGCACCCGGACUGGGCCGGGGGAUCAUACAGUGCCUUCAGAAAGUAUCCAUACCCCUUCACUUAUUCCACAUUUUGUUGUGUUACAGCCUGAAUUCAAAAAAGAUUAAAUAUAUAUUUUUUCUCACCUACACAAUAUUCCAUAAUGACAGAGUGAAACGUGUUUUUAUAAUUAUUUUCAUGUUUUUUUAAAAAUGUUAUACAGAAUUAUCUAAUUUACACCAGUAAUUCAAUACUUUGUAAAAGCACCUUUGGCAGUGAUUACAGCUGUGAGUCUUUCUGGGUAAGUCUCUAAUUGCUUUCCACACCUGAACAUUUGCCCAUUAUUAUUUUCAAAAUUCUUCACGCUCUGUCAAAUUGGUUGUUGGUCAUUGCUAGACAACCAUUUUCAGGUCUUGCCAUAGAUUUUCAAGUCAAUUUACAUCAAAACCUAACUCGGCCACUCAGGAACAUUCACUGUCUUCUUGGUAAGCAACUCCAAUGUUGGAAAGCAGACUGAACCAGGUUUUCCUCUAGGAUUUUGCCUGUGCUUAGCUCCAUUCCGUUAAUUUUUUAUCCUGAAAAACUACCCAGUCCUUAACGAUUACAAGCAUACCCACAACAUGAUGCAGCCACCACUAUGCUUGAAAACAUGGAGAGUGGUACUCAGUAAUGUGUUGUAUUGGAUUUACCCCAAACAUAACACUUUGUAUUCAGGACAGAAUGUUAAUUGCUUUGCCACAUUUUAUUUGUGCCUUGUUGCAAACAGGAUGCAUGCUUUGAAAUAUUUGUAUUCUGUACAGGCUUCCUUCUUUUCACUCUGUCAAUUAGGUGGAGUAACUACAAUGUUGUUGAUCAAUCCUCAGUUUUUUUCUAUCACAGCCAUUAAACUCUGUAACUGUUUUAAAGUCACCAUUGGCCUCAUGGUGAAAUCCCUGAAUGGUUUUCUUCCUCUCCAGCAACUGGAAGGACGCCUGUAUCUUUGUAGUGACUGGGUGUAUUGGUACACCAUCCAAAGUGUAAUUAAUAACUUCACCAUGCUCAAAGGGAUAUUGAAUAUCUGUUCAUUUUUUACCCAUCUACCAAUAGGUAUCCUAAACCUAUUUAGGCUUGCCAUAACAAAGAGGUUGAAUACUUAUUGACUGAAGACAUUUCAGCUUUUCACUUUUUAUUCAUUUGUAAAAAUGUCAAAAAAGAUAAUUCAAUUUUGACAUUAUGGGGUAUUGUGUGUAGGGCAGUGACAAUUUGUAAAACAUUUAAUCCAUUUUAAAUUUAGGCUGUAACACAACAAAAUGUGGAAAAAGUCAAGGGGUGUGAGUACUUUCUGAAGGCACUAUAUCUCAGUUGGAGAUGAGUAAGCUGGAUGUUUGGACCAAGGACACAAAGCCACAGGGAGAAGGUCAUUCCUGGAAUCAUUACUGCAGAGAAAAAAAACUUGAGGGAUUUUUGUCAAUCUCUUUUUUCUGUCAUUCUAGGUCUUGAGGAUGCAAUGGAAUUUCCACGGUAGGAGGAGUGAUUAUAGUUUUUUGUUUUGAUGGCUAAGAAUUGGACUGGAGACAAUUUGCAUAAUACAAAAUAGGACAUUAGCGAAUGUGUCAUUAACACACAUCCUUAAAGCCACUUCUUUCAACUUUUAUAUUUUUCAUGUUCCUUACGCGAAGGUUCACCUUCAAUCCAAAAGAGGGGAUCGACAAUCCAGCCUUGGUCAUCUCGGACGACCCUGGUAAGGUUUGAGAAUGAACACAUCCAAAAUGAUCCACCAUUCCAACACAUGGAAAAUGAUCUGUCUAACACUAGUUCAUCAAUCAUAGUAAUCAAGAUAAGCCUGACUUCUUUAGGUAUCCACACACAAUGCCCAUCCUAUGUCAAUGGCAGUGUUUUGUCUUGCCCUCUAGAGCCAGACCUGAGUCCGGUACCCCUGCCUGUGCCAGAUAAAGUGCAAAGAGGGCCAGAGUUUUGGCUUCCACCUGAGUAUGGAGAGGAGCUGCCGGGGCUAUGUUGUCCGCCAGGUGGAUCCGUGGAGUCCUGCAGAGCUCGGUGGGCUCAGGGACGGGGACCAUGUGCUGGAGGUCAACGAGGACUUUGUCGACAACAUGGAGUUCCCCAGGGUGAGAACCAGACGUCCCGUUAUGCCAGUGGAAUCAUUGUGCACACGUUUCUUAAAGCUUUGGCACACAGAUUUGAGUUCCUGUAUGUAAAGUGGGUCUGCUUCAUCACAUGUGGGUCAGAACCAGACUUUAAGAGACCUGAGAGAACCACUUCUCUUACAAUGUCUCCAACAGUGUCCUCUGCCUCACUUUCAUUUGAAAAUGAGCCACAUUGUUCAAAGUAUACAAUAUGUGCCAAAUACUUGGCCUCAAUACAACAGACUAGCGUCCUGUCCAGGGGGUGUACAUGCACAUAAAGCUGCCCCUCGCUACAUAAACAGGCUCCUGCCCUAUGGGCCAUUCUGGCUCCGACAAGGCUUACCUACUUGGUCUAAACAGAGUCUUUGUUUCUUAGCUGCAGCAUGUUCUGCUUUGAUUGACAGGUGGUGCAGAGGAUCCAGGCGUGUGGGUUGCAGCUGUUCCUGCUGGUUCUGAAGGGGGAGGAGUAUAAGGAGGCACUGGCCCAGGGACUGGACCUCCAGGUUCUGACCAGGGCUUAUCGAGGGGAGACGUGUUCCCGGCCCAGGCUGUGCCACAUCACCAGAGACCCUGUCUUAGGUCUGGGGAUCAGCAUCAUCCCCAUUGAAGGUAGCUAUGAGUUAUUCAUUCCGUAAUCUUUUUUGGCUAGACAGUAGGAAGGAGAGAGGGGGAGAUGGGGAGGCAGAUAAGGGUGGAGUCAAAUUUAAGAAACGCCGGACUGUGGAAUUGAUCCCAGGUUAUCAACGUCGGUUGAUAUAGGGUUAGGGUUAGUCGAGAGAUGGUCGAGAGAAGGUUGAGAAAUGAUGAUGUUUGCCACUCAAUCAAACUAUGGCUUCUAUCUCAAAAUGUUGUGCAGAGUUCAUGUAAAUGUUUAGGCCUGCAUAGUAUGAUUAUGAGGCUGAAAAUAUUUGGCAUGGGCCCUGAACCCUUUUUUGUUCCAGGUAGAACUCUUUUGGGUUCCAUGUAGAACCCUCUGUGUAAAGGGUUCUACCUGGAACCAAAAGGGUUCUACCUGGAAUCAAAAAGGGUUCUCCGUAAAACUGCUGAACAGUUAAUCAAAUGGCUACCCGGACUAUUUGCAUUGACCCCCUUAUUUUUGCACUGACAUUCUUGCACCGGCUCUAUGCACACUCACUGGACUCUACUCACACACACACACACACACACACACACACACAAUGCACACUCACUGGACUCUACUCACACACACACACACACACACACACACACACACACACACACACACACACACACACACAUACACACACACACACACACACGCAUAUUGACGCCACACACAUACUGUACACUCACACACAGACACACUUUCACACUCUUCACAUACGCUGCUGCUACUUUGUUUAUUAUCUAUCCUGAUUGCCUAGUCACUUUUACCCCUACCUACAUGUCCAUAUUACCUCAACUACCUCAUACCCCUGCACAUUGACUCGGUACCUUGUAUAUAGCCUCGUUAUUGUUAUUUUAUUGCGUUACUAUUUCUUUUUUUUCAUACUUUUUAACUCUGCUUUGUUGGGAAAGAGCUCGUAAGUAAGCAUUUCACGGUAAAGUCUACACCUGUUGUAUUCGGCGUAUGUGACAAAUAAGACUUUAUUUGAUUACUGAAGAGAGGAUCUCUGUGAAGAUGUUUGAUUGUGUCUGUUUGUAUCUCUCCAGGUCAGAAGGGUCGAUACAUGUUGAGCACAGUAAGUGAGGGUCCUGCAGAGAGGGCAGGGGUGCGUAGUGGAGAUAGACUGGUGUGGAUCAACGGUUCCAUGGUGUCAACGCUCACCCAUUCAGCUAUCAGUAAAAUGGUAAACAUACAGACCCUCCUUCUCGGAACUGCUCUUGGUAAACAAACUCACAUGGCAGAUGUGUGUGUGUCUCUGUAUGUGUCUCUGUAUGUGUCUUCGUAUGUCUGUGUGUGUGCACGUGCGAGCACGUUCCUCAUUUCUCCCUCAAGUUUAGCUCUUUAUACUGCUCAGGUGAAGAAAUGUAGCGUCUAUGUGACCGUCCUAGUCAUCGACAGAGAAAGUGAAGCGAGCUACAUCCGGCGGAAACUGCCCAUCUUGCCUAUCAUGGCCGGCUCUCACAACCUACCACACAGACCCACAACGAUGCAUCUGGUGCCAGGGGUCAGAUGGAUACGGCUUCCUAUUACGACAAGAGAGGUUGUCAUCAGGGGGUCGUAUUGGUGAGAAUGAUGCACACAUACAGUACGCACACAUCAUCUAACAAUACAUAUGCUUUUUUUGCUAGAAACUUCCAUUUGUUUUAAGCAUGCAUGGCCAUGUUACAAGCACCUACUAUGACCACCUUAUAAUAUCUUAUUAUCAUCUCUUAAUGAUCCUGACUAAAUAACAGUCAUUCUAAGUCCGUACAAAAUGUGCUGCAUAGACAGACAUACUAUACACAUUACAAACCUUGUAAUAGGACAUUAGAAAGACUCAUACAUGCUUAUAACAAGUAAUAAGCAUUAUACCUGCUGGCUGAGCUGAAUUUUUUUGCUGUUGAUUCCAGCUCACGUACUCCGUGAGGUGGAUGUGGGGAGUCCAGCAGAAGAGGCUGGUAUGCAGGAUGGAGACUUGCUGCUGGCGGUCAAUGGGCAGCCUUCAGAGUCCAUGCAGCAUGAGGAUAUUGUCAGGAAAGUGAGGAAGAGUGGCAAGCAGGUUAGCCUCACCACCAUACCCAUACAUGGAAGAGACUUCUACACACAGGUGUGUAAGCGGACGGAGGUCAUGUGCAGUUUGGAGAAUAGGAGUUAAGCAAGUUCUGGUGCUAGAAUAUUGAUACUGUAGUUAGUAGGAUCCUCUGAGUUUUCCUGAAUUUUAUUUUAUUGUAUUGAUCCUCAGGAGGAAAUUACAGUAAGAUUAUGCUUAUGUUAAAAUGUUGCUGAGAUUAAUGCUGAGACCAAAUACAAGAUUGUCUUAGAAUUAUGUCAACUAAAAAUACCUUCCCAGUCAAAAACAGCCUAUUCUGUUCCCUACUGCAGUUGGGUAUAUCUCCCCUGCUAUUUCAUGAGGACAAUCUGCCAGAAGGAGAGGGGAAGAGGAAGACACAGUCCCCUUGCACUGAGAUUCAGGAUGGGCUGAGGAAAAGCGAGCAUGGUUCACUUCCCUGUCCAAGACUCUGUGUCCUCCAGAGAGAAGAAUCUGGCUUUGGGUUUAAUCUGGGCUGUGUUCAACAUGAGCCAGGAACUUUCAUAGGCCAGGUAUUCCUUUGAACAUCAACAACAUAACACCCUUGUCAUCUAUCUCUCGCUCGCUCAUUUAUUUGAUGUCUAUAAUUAUUGAUGUUUCCUGACAUAAAUAGGCAAUUGGAAACAUCCCCAAUCAAAGUUGUGCUAAUGAGUAACAGCUAUCAUUAAUCAAAAGUUCCUGAUAUUGAUCUGCUGUGUUGUUUUCCACAAGCAUUCCUAUAAGGAGGAGGGCAGGUGUUAAGAUGGUUCCUAUGAGAAAUGAGUGGCACGGUUAUGACUACAGUUUUCUUUUGUCCUGCAGGUGGUGGUAAAGGGCUCAGGACAUAGGGCUGGACUGUGGGAAGGGGAUGUAGUUGUGGAAGUGAAUGGCCAGAAUGUAGAGAAUGAGUACUUUGAGGACGUUGUGAUGCUGAUAAAGAAGAGCGAGUCGUCUUUGAAAUUACUGGUUGUGGAGAGGUCAGGGUAUGAGAGAUUCAAACAUAGUGGGCUUCCAAUCACUCCUGGGGUCAUACUCCACAGCACUCAGGUGAGGAACACUCACAUGCAUGCAUGCACACAGACACACACACACAUGCAUGCACACAAACACACACACACACACACAGAUACAAAUAUUAAUACUAUAGAAUGAGAUAAAUAAUACUUAUUCAUGUAAUACGUUGCAGGUUUUAGAGAAAACGAAUGACGCUUUCUUGUGAUGGAAUGCUGAGAAGUGACCCAAGUCAUUAUGAAGACAACAUUAGGCAUCUCACCUAACAGAGGAGGAUCUGGCACUGACACAGCAUCAACAACAAACAGCUGCAGUCACUCAUUCCUGUGCCAAUGGUAACACAGCUAAUCAAUGCAGGAUGAAAUCAAUGAAGCUGUUCCCUCUACUUCUGAAUACAACCUGAAAGAGAAGGGCUGAAAUAGAUGCUUGGCCUGGGCU